AUGAUGAACAAGAAACGAAAGAGGAACACUAUCAAUAGUUACCAACUAACAGAAUAUGAAAAUUUCAUUAAAUUUCAACAAUUGGUGCGAGCUUAUUCAUCAGAAGAACAUGCAAAGUCUGCUCCUAUGUUUUAUGGUCUCAAUGCGUCGCCGCUUGGUUUAUGUGCAUUUGCAUUAACAACAUUUGUUGUAUCAAUGUACCUGGCCGGUGCUACAGUGCCAGUUGGUGCGUCUAUGGGCGUCGUUAUGGGUGCUGCUUUGUUCUAUGGUGGAGUAGUUCAGAUCUUAGGUGGCUAUCUCGAAUAUCGUGAAGGAAAUAAUUUUGGAGCUCUUACAUUUUGCUCUUAUGGAGCAUUUUGGCUUAGUUUCGCAUCACUUGAUGUUGCAGCUUUCAAUUUUCUAGUUGGAUACAAAGAUCCAGAGGUUCUCAGCAAUGCAUUUGGAGUUUUCUUUCUUGGAUGGACAAUUUUUACUGCGUUAAUGUUUCUUUCCUCUCUGCGUACCAAUUUAGUGACAAGCCAUCAGAAUUUACAACGAGCCUCUGGAGCAUUCGGUAUUCUUACUGCAUCAUUGGCUUGGUAUUCAGGUUUUUCACAAUUACUUAACAAGAGCAAUUGGUUUUUUAAAUGGCCUUUAUUUGCAAUAAGACAUCGACCAGCCACGGACGCUGAAAAACUUUUAGAACCAGCGUAG
Molecule: messenger RNA, 693 nt
Organism: Rotaria socialis
Lineage: Eukaryota; Metazoa; Rotifera; Eurotatoria; Philodinida; Philodinidae
Source: the annotation of a GenBank genome assembly